AUGCCACCCGGACGACUUGUUCAGGGUUCGCGCCGCCCUCAGUCAACCGCCUCUGCGUCGACAUCAGCCCACAAUGGGUCCGAUCUGCCACCCUACGAGCCUCCCUCGCAUCCAAUGAACGAUGCAGGCAGACAGGCCCUGGCCAACAUCACCAACAACAACGCUGAGAUGCGCAAGUACGAGGACCAUCUUUCCAAAUCCGCUACCUACCUGCGAGAGGCCGUCGGCGCCAUCAACGAUACCCUGUUUGCUCGUAAAUCACAGUUGACGAGCAAGAUCGAAAAGCGACGUGGCCGCGGCGAAUCUGAAAAGGGGGAGGACGAGGCCGAGCUCGAGGAAUACGUCAACAAGCUAAACGGAGAUGUGACCCAUUUGACUGAUGAGAUUGAGGCUGCCUUGCGACAGGUCAUUGACUACCGUGCCGAAGUUCAGGGCGAGAAGUUGGUUUUGGGCUCGGUGGUGGACCAGGUACAGAGCCAAAAACCCCGCCGGGAACGCCCCUCACGAAAACGGAAAGCCGCCCAGCGGGUCAGCGACAAUAGUGAUGAGGAAAUGGGUGGUGUCGAUGACGAGCCUGAAGAGGCAGAGGCCGUCGAAGCUGAGGACGAGACCCCUCUGACCGGCGUGCGCGAGGCACUCCACAAGGCAAGAGAGUCCAAGGCGAGACAGUACCGUGCCACGAGUGCUUAUGAUCGUUACGCCUCCAACAACGAGUACAUCGCUUUCAAGAAGAUGUGGCAUGAUGCUCAGCAUCCCGAAGACCAAGUGCCCCUCCCCGAUGCGACCACUUGGUUUGAUAACCAAGGCAGGCCUAUCCGGGACGGCGCUCCAGCGGGCGAUGAGGACCUCAUUAUUGAGCGUGAGGUUCAGGACCUCACUUGCAAGUUAACGCUUCGACCCUUCGAGGAGCCAUACGCCAACCAGAAAUGCCCACACGUGUUUGAGAAAACCGCAAUAGUGGAGUACUUGAGAGGCACUGGCGGCAAAGCACAGUGCCCUGUGUGCACCAAGGAGCUUCGCAUCAAAGACCUGUAUCUUGAUGAACUUACGUUGCGCAAGGUCAAGCGAGCUGCUCGAGCAGCAAGGGAAAGCGAGGACAGCUCCAAUGCGGGUCCCGAAGAACAAGUGGAUGAAAGCCUGCUCGUGGGCGAGAGUACCCAACUACGGUCCGGCCGUGCGAGCAACGAGAUCAAACAGGACGAUUCUGAAUGA
This is a messenger RNA of Neurospora tetraspora, 1212 nucleotides long. RefSeq names its product zinc-finger of the MIZ type in Nse subunit-domain-containing protein. Lineage: Eukaryota; Fungi; Ascomycota; Sordariomycetes; Sordariales; Sordariaceae. Gene Ontology annotation, cellular component: nucleus; Smc5-Smc6 complex. The record is from RefSeq and is a predicted model, not a curated record. The transcript is spliced from 2 exons. Gene Ontology annotation, biological process: double-strand break repair via homologous recombination; protein sumoylation. Gene Ontology annotation, molecular function: zinc ion binding; SUMO ligase activity. Bases 1 to 1212 code for a protein of 403 amino acids.